GGGGGCGGAGGCGCUGCCGCCCUCGCCGCCGGCCGCGGAGCGGAGCGCAGGGGAGCGGAGCGCCGCGGCCGCCGCCAGCCGCGCAGUUUUGCAUCCUUGAAUGUCCCUCUCUUUCCUGAAAAUGAAGAAAAUGAGUGCAUGUUUCUUUCUGCUGUUGGGACACACUCUGCUUUUGACUGGCUCAGUCAUGGGAAGAGAUCUUCCUGGAGCACAUUUCACACAAAGACGGGAUGUUAACUCACAAGCUCUGCUUGAGCAUACUUGCAACAAGAAACGUCUGGACCUUGUCUUCAUCAUUGACAGCUCUCGCAGCGUCCGUCCGUAUGACUUUGAAAAAGUGAAGGAGUUCAUUUUAACCAUCUUGCAGUUCCUGGACAUCAGUCCUGACGCCACCCGGGUAGGCCUGAUUCAGUACGGCAGCACGGUCAAACACGAGUUCUCUUUGAAGACGUUCAGGAGGAAGCAGGAUAUAGAGAGAGCAGUGAAGAGAAUGAUGUACCUGGCAACCGGCACCAUGACUGGACUGGCUAUUCAGUACGCAGUGAACAUCGCGUUUUCAGAGUCAGAAGGAGCUCGACCUCUGAACCAGAACGUGCCCCGAAUUAUCAUGAUAGUGACAGAUGGAAGACCUCAGGAUCCGGUGGCAGAGAUUGCUGCUAAAGCUCGUGACUCGGGAAUCCUGAUUUUUGCCAUUGGAGUGGGAAGAGUGGAUAUGAACACGCUGAAGUCCAUUGGGAGUGAGCCACAUGAAGAGCAUGUGUUCCUAGUUGCUAAUUUCAGUCAGAUUGAAACACUGACCUCUGCCUUCCAGACAAAGAUUUGUGUGCCCCAUAUGUGCAGUAUAGUUGAGCAUCACUGUGAUCACUUCUGUAUAAACACCCCCGGCUCCUACAUAUGCAGAUGUAAACAAGGAUACAUUCUGAAUGCUGACCAGAAGACUUGCAGCACUCAGGAUCUUUGUGCUGUGGAAAAACAUGCCUGUGAGCAGAUUUGUGUGAACACGCCUGGAUCUUAUGUCUGUCAGUGCUAUGAAGGAUAUGAGCUUGCUGCGGAUGGAAAGAAUUGUAUCGUUGUAGACUACUGUGCUUUGGAUAACCAAGGUUGCCAGCAUGAAUGUGUUAACACUGAGGACUCCUACUACUGUAGAUGCCAUCCAGGGUUCAUUUUAAAUCCAGACAAAAGAACUUGCAGAAGACCAGACUAUUGUUCUCUGCAGGACCAUGGCUGUGAACAGGAAUGUGUUAAUACAGAUGAUUCCUAUUUUUGUCGAUGCCAAGAUGGGUUUACACUUAAUCCAGAUAAGAAAACAUGCAAAAGAGUGGACCACUGUGCUGAAAGCAAUCAUGGCUGUGAGCAACUGUGCCUAAAUACCGGUGAUUCCUAUGUCUGUCAGUGCUCUGAAGGAUUUAUCAUCAAUGAGGACCUAAAAACCUGCACGCGAGUUGACUAUUGUGCUCUGAGUGAUCAUGGCUGCGAACAUUUGUGUAUAAAUGGUGACAGAUCUUAUACUUGUCAGUGUUUUGAAGGAUACAGGCUUCGUAAUGAUGGGAAAACUUGUAAACGUAAAAAUAUCUGCAAAUCAGUUAACCAUGGCUGUGAACAUCUUUGUAUUAGUGCCAACAAUUCCUACAUCUGCAAGUGUCGUGAGGGAUUCACACUGAGAGAGGAUGGGAAGACAUGCAGAAGACGGGACAUCUGCAAAUCGGUCAGCCAUGGCUGUGAGCAUAUCUGUGUGAACAAAGAUGACUCAUACGUUUGCAAGUGUCAUGAGGGCUUCCUAUUGAGAGAAGAUGGGAAAACAUGCAGAAGUAAAGAUAUUUGCAGUUCUGUUGACCAUGGCUGUGAACACAUUUGUGUUAAUACUGAUGAGUCAUACAUCUGUCGGUGUUAUGAGGGAUUUGCACUAAGAGAAGAUGGAAAAACAUGUAGAAAUACAGAUGUUUGCAAUUCUGUUGAUCAUGGCUGUCAGCAUGUUUGUGUGAAUACUGAUAAUUCAUACAUUUGCCAGUGCUAUGAGGGUUUUGUACUGAGGGAAGAUAAGAAAACAUGUAAAGAUAAGGACAUCUGCAGAUCAGUCAAUCAUGGCUGUGAACAUCUUUGUGUUAAUAAUGAUGAUUCAUACACUUGUCAGUGCCGUGAUGGAUUUGUACUGAGGCGAGAUGGGAAAACGUGCCGAAGCAAGGAUAUUUGCAAAUCAGUCAAGCACGGAUGCGAACACGCUUGUGUUAAUGCUGGUGAUUCAUUUGUUUGUAAGUGUCAGGAGGGCUUCCUGCUAAGAGAAGAUGGAAAAACAUGCAAAAAUAAAGAUCUCUGCAAAUCAGUCAACCAUGGCUGUGAGCAUGUUUGUGUUAAUACUGAUGAUUCAUAUAUCUGUAAAUGCCAUGAUGGAUUCCUACUGAGAGAAGAUGGGAAAACCUGCAGAAACAAAGAUGUUUGCAAUUCAAUCAACCAUGGCUGUGAACAAGUUUGUGUUAAUACUGAUGAUUCCUACAUCUGCAAGUGUCAUGAGAAAUUCGUCCUGAGGGAAGAUGGGAAAACAUGUAGAUAUAAAGAUGUUUGCAACUCAGUUGACCAUGGCUGUGAACACAUUUGUGUGAAUACUGAUGAUUCCUUCAUCUGCAAGUGUCAUGAUGAAUUCAUCCUGAGGGAAGAUGGGAAAACAUGUAGAUAUAAAGAUGUUUGCAACUCAGUUGACCAUGGCUGUGAACACAUUUGUAUGAAUACUGGUGAUUCCUUCAUCUGCAAGUGUCAUGAUGAAUUCAUCCUGAGGGAAGAUGGGAAAACAUGUAGAUAUAAAGAUGUUUGCAACUCAGUUGACCAUGGCUGUGAACACAUUUGUGUGAAUACUGAUGAUUCCUACAUCUGCAAGUGUCAUGAUGAAUUCAUCCUGAGGGAAGAUGGGAAAACUUGUAGAAGUAAAAAUAUCUGCAAAACAUUCAACCAUGGUUGUGAACAUGUCUGUAUUCCAGCUGGUGAUUCAUUUAUUUGCCACUGCCAUGAGGGGUUUAUAUUGAGGGAAGACAGUAAAACAUGCAGAAAUAAAGACCUGUGUAAAUCCAUUGACCAUGGCUGUGAACACAUAUGCGUUAGUAAUAACAGUUCAUACAGCUGUCAGUGCCAUGAAGGCUUUGUCCUGAGACAAGACGGAAAAACAUGUCGUAGUAAAGAUGUCUGCAAAUCAGUUGCCCAUGGCUGUGAACAUAUUUGUGUUAAUAAUGAUGAUUCAUACAUUUGCAAAUGCCAGGAGGGCUUUGUACUAAAAGAGGAUCAGAAAACCUGCAAAAGAUGCUCUGAAGGCCCAGUUGACUUGGUGUUUGUGAUUGACGGAUCAAAAAGUCUUGGCGAGGACAAUUUUGAAAUUGUAAAACAAUUUGUCUCAGGGAUCUUGGAUUCACUUGAGAUUUCACCUAAAGCUGCUCGAGUGGGUUUGCUUCAGUAUUCCACUGAAGUCCGCACAGAGUUUACGUUAAGGCGGUUCAGCUCAGCCAAAGACAUGAAGAAAGCCGUAUCUCAGAUGAAAUACAUGGGAAAAGGUUCCAUGACAGGACUGGCUUUAAAGCAAAUGUUUGAGAGGAGCUUCACAGAAACGGAAGGAGCGAGACCAUUGUCAGCAAAAGUCCCUCGAGUCUCCAUUGUGUUUACCGAUGGACGAGCCCAAGAUGAAGUCGCUGAGUGGGCUACAAGAGUAAAGCAAAAGGGUAUAAUUAUCUAUGCUGUUGGAAUUGGAAAAACAAUUGAGGAGGAGCUGCUGGAAAUUGCCUCUGAGCCAUCACAUAAACAUCUUUUCUACGCUGAGGAUUUCACAGCCAUGGAGGAGAUAAGUGAAAAGCUAAGAGUCCAGAUCUGUGAAGCUUUGCAAGAUUCAGCUCACCAGCAGGAGUCAUCAUUUGGGACACAUCAUAAGACUGGUCCAGAGUCUUCAGGACCAGAUUCAGCCACAGUAGCCAUCAUAGAUGUCCUUGCCUGUCCCAAUUUUGCAGUACACCAUAAGUAUCUUUUUGAAGACAGUCACAUUUACUCAACAAGAACAACAGCAAAAGCUUCAAAAGAUAAAGACCAAUGCAAAUGUGAAAACUUUGUGACAUUCCAGAACUAUGCAACCACUGAAGUAAGAAAACUCACCCAGCGAUUGGAAGAAAUGACGAAGAGAAUGGAAGACUUGGAAAACAGACUAAGAUACCGAUGAAAAUUUUGAGUUUAUACUACAUUGUAUAUUUAUACAAAGUUUUAAGAGCUAUUUUGUUAGAUCAGCUCGAAGUAAACUAACAAAUUAUUGUGUCUGAAGUUGAAAAGAAUAUUUUGGACCUUCACGUUUAUAUACAACAUGUACUGUCUUGCAUUGAUUGCAGAUGAAGUGUUGAAAAGUUUUUAUAUGUAUAAACAAUUUAGUAACUAGCAAAAAUUUUAAUUAAGUAGAACUAAACAGCUGAAAUAAGCUAUGCAAAAUAAUAAAAAAUGC
This is a messenger RNA of Rhea pennata, 4459 nucleotides long. It is a transcript of the gene MATN2, whose product is annotated as matrilin 2. Gene Ontology annotation, molecular function: calcium ion binding. NCBI's taxonomy places the organism in Eukaryota, Metazoa, Chordata, Aves, Rheiformes, Rheidae. Bases 101 to 4186 code for a protein of 1361 amino acids. The transcript is spliced from 29 exons. The record is from RefSeq and is a predicted model, not a curated record.